Molecule: messenger RNA, 1269 nt
Organism: Acanthosepion pharaonis
Lineage: Eukaryota; Metazoa; Mollusca; Cephalopoda; Sepiida; Sepiidae
Source: the annotation of a GenBank genome assembly
AUGAUUACUCUCCCCCAUUAUUCUGUCUUCCUGGAGGAAUGUACCAACAGUCCCCUUCGUAUCCCUGUUGAUUUGCAGAAUACUGAAGCCUCUCCCCAUUAUUCUGUCUUCCUGGAGGAAUGUACCAACAGUCCCAUCGAAUCCCUGUUGAUUUGCAGAAUACUGAAGCACUCUCCCCCAUUAUUCUGUCUUCCUGGAGGAUGUACCAAGUCAAAUGCUGACUCUCCCCAUUAUUCUGUCUUCCUGGAGAAGCCCCUGUUACUCUCCCCGGUAUUCUGUCUUCCUGGAGGAAUGUUCUUGUCUCCCUUCGUAUCCCUGUUGAUUUGCGGAAUACUGAUAGAAAUCCCCCAUUAUUCUGUCUUCCUGGAGGAAUGUACCAACAGUCCCCGUUCCUUGUUGAUUUGCGGAAUACUGAAGCACUCUCCCAUUAUUCUGUCUUCCUGGAGGAAUGUAACAGUCCCUUCAAUACUGAAGCACUCUCCCCAUUAUUCUGUCUUCCUGGAGGAAUGUACCAACAGUCUCCUUCGUAUCCCUUUGUUUGCAGAAUCCCCCCAUUAUUCUGAUUUUGCAGAAUACCCUGUUCCUGUUGAUUUGCAGAAUAGACUCUCUCCCCAUUAUUCUGUCUUCCUGGAGGAAUGUACCAACAGUCCCUUCGUAUCCCUGUUGAUUUGCAGAAUACUUUGUCACUCUCCCCCAUUAUUCUGUCUUCCUGGAGGAAUGUAUUACAGUCCCCUUCAUGAUCCUCUCCCCAUUUUCUGUCUUUGCAGAAUACUGAUUUGCACUGAAGCACUCCCCAUUAUUCUGUCUUCCUGGAUUAUGUACCAACAGUCCCCUUCCAUCCCUGUUGAUUUGCAGAAGAAUGAUCUCCCCAUUAUUCUGUCUUCCUCCCCAACAAAUACUGAAGCACUCUCCCAUUAUUCUGUCUUCCUGGAGGAAUGUACCAACAGUCCCCUUCGUAUCCCUGUUGAUUUGCAGAAUACUGAAGCACUCUCCCCAUUAUUCUGUCUUCCUGGAGGAAUGUACCAACAGUCCCCUUCGUAUCCCUUGAUUUGCACUCUUUGUUACUCGAUAGAAAUGAUGAUUAUUCUUGUCUUCCUUCGCAGUUCUUUGUUCGGUAGAAAUGAUGAUUAUUCUUGUCUUCCAUCGAAGUCUCUUUGUUACUCGGUAGAAAUGAUGAUUAUUCUUGUCUUCCAUCGAAGCUCUUUGUUACUCGGUAGAAAUGAUGAUUUGCAUUCUUGUCUUCCAUCCAAGCUCUUUCUUACUCGAUAG